AGGUUUUGCACUCACCCUGGCUAUGCCCUGCCUCAGCCUACUUCCUGAACAUCCUGCCUACACUACCCCUGUAGCCAAACUGGGAUCGAUGAUCGUGCUUGCCCAGCGAGGGAUACAGAAAUGCUGCAGAGCUGCUUCACCGACACUGUGUCCUGCAGCCUCUGGCUAGUUGCUUGCUCUGCUCUGGGUGCCCCUCCUCCCCGGACCCUGGAGUCCCUGAAAAUGGGGUGGGUGGGGCUUGAGAAGGCUGGCUGUUGCACUCUGCUGAAACUGUGAGUUUGUUAAUAAUUAAUCCUCUUGGACACUGUGGCCUCAGCCCUAGUGGAGAAGGAGGCAGGAAUCUCCCCGCUCCUUACCUGCUUUCCCAGAAGGGGCUGUCACAGCAGAAACUGGGGGUCUUGGGCAAUGACAGACUUGUGUUUGGGGGUGUGCUCUAGGAUGUGAGCCCCUGAGGAGAUGAGGCCACGAAGGAGAGACUUCUCUAGUUAGGACAGGAAAGAUCCUAUAUGCAACUGCACAUUUCCGGAGCUGUGGGCCAGUGUUCCAUAAAGGGAUCUCAGGUUGGUCUACUCCCUUGGUGAGAGGCCAGCACAGAGCGAAAGCCUUCUUUUCUCUGUGGAGCCACCCUCCUUCCUGAGCUGUCUGUGCUGACAGGCACACAUCUGGCUGCAGGAACCGACACCUGACACCCAAGGUUACCGGGGUAAUAGUGAGGAUGCCAUGGAAAUCUUCAGGAGGAAAGAGGUGUGGAGGGAGAGCCAAUCAGAAGAGCUCAGUCUCUUCCUCUUUGGAGGGGGUGACCUGAGGUCCAGAGGGGUGCAUAGGCACUCCUAAGCUGAUCUGCACUGGGCUAUAGGCGUCGGUGCUAUUGAUCCAGAGGGAGGAUACUGAGGCUCAAGGAGUCAGUCAGUGCCUUGCUGAAAGGUCAUACCAUUCAGAAGCGGCUGUGUUCGCUGCAAAUCAGAGUUUGGGUUUUUGUUUUUGUUUUUUGUUUUGUCUUGUUUUUUGGUCCCCAUCUCGGGACCCCAGCGCCCCCCCCAACCCCCCCUUCCGGAACUCCUCCUGCCCAAACUGGAGAAGAAAUGGCUUCCUUGAUAUCUCUUUUGUUUCCUGGGUUCUGUGCCGAAUUCUCAUUCGAGAUAAAUCUGUCACUCACAGUACCUCUCUCUGAGCUCUAAGGAAGAGUAAACAAACCUGUGUGGGAGAGCAGUGAUUCACUCAGAAUGGCCCACAAAUAGUGGGACUCUAGGCCCUAUCUGUGGCUUGUGACAAGCUUCUUGCUUUGGUUCUACUCCAUGAGAGAUGAUAGAGAGGGCAUGGCAGAAUGGAGCAGAAGCUCCCCCAAAGGUUACCAGAUUGGAGACCUCUGGAAUCAUCAGGUGAGAGCUCUCUCCAGGGCAGAGGUUAGGCCCACAGUUAGAGCCUUUCUGUGAUACUCCCUGUCUGCCUCAGUUUUACUGGGUGUGGAAUAUGAGUGUCAAGGCAAACUGGGUAUAAAACAUGGGAAACAUUGAUCACUGAAAGGGCGAGGUGGCAUAUAUAUUGAUCUAAAGGGACCCAAGUUGUCCAUUAGCAUAACCAGAUCACUGCCAAGAGUUAGGCACUGAGCUAAGGACUCUGCACGACUCUCACUUUUGUCGUCCCAGAGAGACAGAGAGAGAUAGCCUCACCUUUACGUGUUAGGACAGAAACAGUUUCUUGCCAGAGAUCACACAGUUUCAGAACUCAGAAGCAGGAUUGUAUUAAGGGCAUCCUGAGUCUGGAAAUGGACAGUGGGUGUGUGGUGUCUUCAAUACCUCCAUAAACUUUUCUACCAUGCUAUGUGUUCACACAAUCAAGUACAUCUUUAGACUGUGACUGGUAUAAAGUAUUGAUAUUUACCCUCCACGUUAAGUCCUGGAGAUGUGUGUGUGUGUGUGUGUGUGUGUGUGUGUGUGUGUGUGUGUGUGUAAUGGAGUGGUUUGGUUUCUUGUUGACAUCUGUGAUGUGCCACUUCCCACUAGAGCUGCUUUGGGUACUCGGAUCUGCUACCAGGAAGGCUAGGAGUUUUGCAUGAGCAGGGUAGUGUCUCAGAGAGAGCUGUGAAUGUGCUUCAAGGUCUAGCUUUGCCACAGUGGCUGGGCCCAUUUCUCCACCUGUUACUUAGAGCUACCAUGCAAUACUGAGAGAUUCUGUUGGGUGCCGAGUGCUCCUGUGUGCGUGUGUGUGGGUGUGUGUGUGUGUGUGUGUGUGUGUGGGUGUGUGGGUGUGGGUGUGUGGGUGUGUGGGUGUGGGUGUGGGUGUGUGUGUGCUGCAAUUGUGUGAUUGCCCUUUGAAAUAUUAGAUUGCUAGGCACUGUGGCACAUGCUCAUAUUUCUAGCAUUUGGGAAACUGAGCAGGAAGAUCACCAGUUUGAAGUCAGUCAGGAGCACAGUGAACUAACUGGUUUACACAAGGAGCAUGGGCGCGCGCGCACGCACGCACACACACACACGAAGAACGGAAAAGAAGGAGGAAGGACACCUGAGAGAAUAGAAGAGAGGAGACAUUGUAACAUUAAAAACUGCCUUCUAAUGGGGUUGGGGAUUUAGCUCAGUGGUAGAGCGCUUGCCUAGCAAGUGCAAGGCCCUGGGUUUGGUCCCCAGCUCCGAAAAAAAAAGAAAAAAAAAAAAAAAAAAAAAGAACUGCCUUCUAAGUCAUGAGAGCCAAGCCUAGAACCAUUGGCAUCACAGCUCCAGUCAUAGGAGUGGAAGGGUGACAAGAUGUCAGGACUGUGAGCUUGGAGAUGUCCUGUGAGCCAACUAGUUAGGGUCCAGAUAAAAUGCCCUGCUAGACGACACUCCCCAUCUCUGCUCUAGGACCCUACUCCAGAGAGCCUCAAAGUGAAAAAGUGUCUGGACCCUUGUGAGUCACUCCCAGAGGGAGGUCCAUGGUGUGCCCCUCACUUCCCAGCUCUGUUCUGCCAUUGGCUAUACCUUUCCAUUUCAGACACUAAGGUUUGGAAAGAGCAGUGUGCCGGACUCAGAAACAUGAGGUGUGCCCCGAGUGUGUUUGCGCAUGCGCGCCUGCUGGUCAGAAGGCAGCUUCCACGAUUGGCUUUCUUUCCACCAUGUGGGUUCUGAAAAUCAAACUUGAGUUAUCAAGUUUGGUGCAAACACCUUUACCUGCUGAGAUGUCUUGCUGGCCCAUUAUUUAUAAAGUUUUACUAUUUCCCAAAGUAAUACAGAAUAUAUAUAUAUAUAUAUAUAUAUAUAUAUAUAUGUAUAUAUUCACAUUGUAUGUAAGGAAUCAAAUUGUGUCAUUGAUGGUAAGUGACCCCAUUCUCUGGGGUACACUUUCCAUUUGGUGCCAUCUCAGGCCCUUUAAUCUAAGUACAGAGGUACAGUUUUGCUCUUAUGAAUACAUUCAUUCUUUACAGUGUGUAACAAGGCAGCUCUUUUAACAUCUGGUCCUCAGUUUCCUUGUCUGUGAAAUGAACAUAAAAGGUCUAUUCUAGUUCGCUUUCUGCCUAGGGAUGGUGCUGCCUGCAGUGGACUGAGCCCUCUUCCAUGGUAAAAACCCUCACAGAUAUUUGGUUAUCAGUUCGAGAUGCAGCAUUGGCUUCCCUGCACUAUAGCCUCUGUGUGUUGACCCUGAGGAAUUUGCCUCAAAGAUACUGGUCUCUUCUUAAUCACACCAGAUUCCUCAGCCCUGGUUAACAAGCAUCAAUUGUCUCAGUAAUGCAAAGCUUUCACAGAUUCUUUUUUUUUUUUAACCUUUAAAAAAAAGAUUUAUUUAUUUUAUGUAUGUGAGUCCACUGUAGCUGUCUUCAGACACACCAGAAGAGGGUGCCAGAUCCCAUUACAGAUGGUUGUGAGCCCAUUACAUGUGGUUGCUGGGAAUUGAACUCAGGACCUCUGGAAGAGCAGUCAGUGCUUUUAACCACUGAGACAUCUCUCCAGCCCCUUUCCAAGGAUUCUUAAUCUAAAAUAUCACACAGACAGCCCUGAGGGAACCUCCUUGACCAGAUCUCCACUGUCUGUACUUCUCUCAGCAUUAUCUUAUGUUCUAACUUCCCACAGGUCAGCUGGACCAUCAACUCUGAGCAUUCAAAGUUCCAAAUACACACUUCUCAAAAACAAAACACAAACACAAAAACAAAACAUCAAAGAAACCAACAAGGCCUGCAGUCAGGUCUGUCAUGCCCAUACCCCUGCUUUCUGGUACCCAUUUCUGUUCUAGUUAGGUCUCUGUUGCUUGUGAUAAACACCAUGGCCAAAAAAAGCAUCAUGUGAGAAAGAGAACUUAUUUUAGCUUACAAGGUUACAGUUCCUCAUUGGGAAUGCCAGGACAGGGAAUGCUCAAGGCAGGGGUUUAAAGCAGAAAAUACUGUUUAGUGACUUACUCCCUGGAUCCGUGCUAAGCGACCUUUCCAGGCCUGCUCACCCGGAGAUGGUGUUCCCCUUGCCACCCAGACACUCCUACAUCAAUUGGCAAUCAAGAAAAUGCCCUCCUAGACAUGGCCAUAGAUCAAUCAGGUGGAGGCAUAGGUCACAUUCUUGCUGUCUGAUUCACACCUUAAAGCUGCCUUCAAACUAGGCCAGCCCAGAAGGCAGAAAAGCCGCCAUACACAUUAGAAAAAAGUAAAAUGGCCUCCCAGUCAGGGUGGUCCUCAAAAAGAGCCGACAUACCUGUAUGUACUCUUUAGGGAUUGCUUAUUGGGAGAAAGAGCUUCAAAACUGGGCCUUCGAGUGGGAGAGCAUUGGAGGAACAGAAUAACAUACCACCAACAGCAAACAGACCCUUAAAGGGAAAGAGGACGUGGGGAGGAACUUUAUUACGAUGCACAGCUUAGUAAGGGUAGGACUGAGAGGGACAGCCUCUGUAGGCAGACCGGUGGUGGUGGGUGAGCUUGACCGUCCGGGAUUUUACACUAUUAUUAAAUGUAAUUUCCUGUGUCUUUAGAGCCUUCUGCUUGAGCCAUUAUGAGAGUGUGGGCAUCUAAGGAAGAAUGGACUCAAAGUCUCUCUGAUAAGGGACAAAGUUAACAGGAAACUGCGCUAAACCUAAGAUUGCUGUGCUGGCUAAGCUUGAGCUUCAGGAGACUAGGUACUUUCUCCCUCCAAGGCCCCAGGACAGCAUCUCUAGCCAGCCGGAAACCUGAAAAAUGGGUCCACGCUGUGCAUGUGACCCUGUUAUUUGCUCAGGCAGGCUGCCCAGCAUGGCAUGAACUCUUUGAUGAAAGACUUCAUAUUCAGAGACGCCAUGCUUCCUCUGCACGCCUGGGUCUGAUAGCUGUUACCCUGGAGGUCCUAUAUUGGCCAAUUAACAUCUCUGUCUGGCAGGUCUUAGUAUCUUUAGGUCUGAGCUACAGGCAGGUGUGUGUUUGACCUGGAACUUUGUUGCUCCACACUCUGCCUCUGUGGACCUUAGUUUCUUUUUUAUGAUGGGCCUGAGAGGGGUAGUUGACCCACAGAGCAGCCAGAAAGUUUGAAUAGGCUGCCCACACAGGAGUAUCAGUUCACCUCUUUCCAGUUUCCCUCUUUGCCUUCAAGCUUGCAGUGCCUGUGCCCUUGGCCCAAGGACACCUAGAACUUUGCUGAGCCCUUGGGUAAAUGAACGACCCAGCUGUUAGGGUCUAAAGAAGGGUGGGGAUCGCCCAGGGCUGUCCAGCCAGAGGACAGCAAGAAGACCAUGGCACCUGGGCAUUCCAUUCAUUAUCCCCAGGGAGGGUGCUCAUAAAUAUUCAUAUGCACGGGGUGUGGGGGUGCGGAAGGAGCCAGCUAGCUGCCUGCUGGGUAUCAUUGGAGCAUUCUUGUCACUGACUGCAGAGGCAGCCCGGUUGUUGGGAGAGGAAAGGGGCAGCCAGUCACAGCCCAAGGUGAGUGUGUCCCCUGUCUCCUGCAGGGAGAGCAGAGGAUCUAUGCAGUGCUAACACUCUCAGUCAGCUUUUCCAACCUGGGCAAGUUUCACAGCAUGUAGGUUGUAAUGGAUGAGUCCUGUUUCUCCUUUGGUCCUGCAGGGUCCUAGCUGACCUGGAGGAUGUUGGGUUUGGCUUGCUACCAGUUACCAGGAUGAUGUGGCUGGCUAACCCACGAAACUGGGGAUUAAUGAGGGAAAUGACAAGGGAGCCAUCUAUCCUAGUGCCCGCCUUGGUCACCAUCACGAGCAGGAGGAGGCACAGAACCUAUUUUUCUAGUCAUGUCUUUUACUUCCCCUGUGCUGUGUGACCUUGAGGACAUUGUUGCCUUCUCUGAGGUUUGGCCUCCCUGCUUCUCUGGAAACCUACUUCUCAAUGCCAUUCAUUUUCUAUCAGACCGUUUUAGGCUAGUGUGUGCACAAUGGGAUGGGGACAGUCUGGGACCCUGGCAGGGGCAUAGUAAUGAUCAAUCCAGCAAAUGUCUGCCCUGUGCAAGCCCUGUGCCUGUGUGUUCCGUCUACACAUCGAGAAUCCUAUGAUGACAGAACAUUGGCAUUAUUUUAGAGGCGAAAUUACAACCCACGGAAGGAAACAGCCUUGCUUAGGACAUAGAGCAAGCUGGAGUGUUUGCGUGUGUAUGUGUGUGUUGGCACUUAAAUUAUAUUUAAUUAGUUAUUGUGGGAAAGAGGUGAGAGAGUGGAAGUCAGAGGACAAAUUCUGGGACCUGGGGUUCAAAAUUAGGUUAUGUUUUGGUAGCCAGUACCUUUCAUUUACCAGCUGAGCUGUCUCACCUUCAUAUUUAGUUUCCCCAAACAGGGUCUCUCUCUCUCUCUCUCUCUCUCUCUCUCUCUCUCUCUCUCUCUCUCUCUCUCUCUCUCUCUCGCCUAAUCUGUCCUCAAACUCACCCUCCUCUUACCUCUGCAUUGGGAUUACAGGUGUGCACCACCAUACCUGGCUUCAGAGCUGGGCUUUUAAGACCAGAACCCAGGCUGGGAGCCGACUCUUUCUAGGUCUCUUGUGUGUUCUCUCACAUGCAUGUCUUUGUACAUGAAUUAUUCUCACCACCACAUGCAUAUUCUUGCGUAUGAGUGAUUAUCCUAUGUUUGGCUCACGCACGGUAGGGCUCGGGAAGUUUAUUUGUUUGUCUCCUUAAGACAAGAUCUUGAUCUGCGGCCCACUCUCUCUGACCUCUAAGACCUCAGCUUCCUGAGUGCUUGGGUCAUAGGCAUGCACCCUCACACCCAGUGAGGGAUAGCGAAUACAUGAUAGUCCUCGUCAUCUCUAUCACCAUCACCACCACCAUCAUCACAAUCAUCACCACCACCAUCAUCAUCACUAUCACCAUCAUCAUCAUCACCAUCAUCACCACCACCAUCAUCAUCACCAUCACCUCCACCAUCAUCAUCACCAUCACCAUCAUCACCACCACCAUCAUCAUCACCAUCACCAUCACCUCCACCACCAUCAUCACCAUCACCAUCAUCACCACCACCAUCACCAUCACCACCAUCAUCAUCAUCAUCAUCAUCAUCAUCAUCAUCAUCAUCAUCAUCACCAUCACCAUCCUCAGUGCUGAGGACAGAACCUAGGGGUUGCUGCACACAAAACGAACUUUACCACAGUUACAUGCUAAACCUUCUUGGGGCCUUUGACACGACCCUCACAGUACGACUGUCACCCAGGUGGUAGCUGUCUGGCUAAAGGUCGUAUCUACACUCUUCCCCAAGAUGCCCAGGCCAUGGGGUGUCAUUUACCAAACAUUCACCAAGUGCCAGGCUCAAGGAUCUCUGGGAUGAAUCACCUGCAGCUGGUCAAAAGUGUAUGUGGGGUGUACCUCUCCUGUGAGGCAGGACUGGGCCCCUGGUCAACAAUGAUGACAAUGGCUAAUUGUCACUGCUAUUAAUAAUUGAUACUCUGAUCACCUGUCAUUGGAACCACAGAGCUUUGAGGUUGAUCUCCCUCAAGCUAGGCUCCUGGGUACUAGUCAGUCCGGUUUCUAGCUUUAGUUUGCUCAGAGUGACUUCGUUACUUUGUGUCCUGCAUCUACUGGAGGAGACCCAAAUGCAACAGAGGAGGGGUUUCGUUACCAAAUUCGCAGAGGUCACACAGCAAGGGGGUGAGGAGCCUUGGAUACCUCAAGAAGCUGACCCAGACGAACCAGUCACCAAGGUCCCUUCUAUUUCUCAUCCCUUCAUAUUACCUGUCAGCUCUGCCCACUACGGUCAGACAGUUCUAUGUUCCUAGGACAGAGCCCAGACUAUGCCUUGACCUGUCACUCCUGCCCCUCCCUUCCCCCACUCCCCGGCUUCAGAUACCCUACACAUGAGCUGCUAUCUACAAAGUAAGGAGCUAUGUAUGGGAGAUCCACAAACACCGGCUCAAAAUCCUGCCCUGCCCUUAUUUGCUGAGUGACUCGGAGCAAACCAUGUCACCUAUUGGAGCCCCAUUCUCUGCAUCUACAAAACGGGGUGAUGGUUCGACACAGUUGCAUCCUCCGAGUGGAAUUACGUAGUUGCUGUGGGAAAAGCUCCUGUCCUAGGUCUGGCUUCUAACAGAGACUCAAGUAGCCCCGUGGGGGUCUCAGUACACACAGGGACCUAGUGAGGUUUCAAAAAACCCAAAUGGUAGAAUGAGCGAAUCCGUGAUGUUUCGCGGGUUGGGGAGCACGCUGUCCUGGGUGAGGUCAGGAAGCCCCUGAUUGGCAGUUUAGGAUGCUGGUCUGCCCCCUACUGCCAGUCCUCCACCGUAGACCACCAUCACUGAAGCUACUCGGAGUUCCGGAAAGUACUCUGUGGUUUCCUGAGAUGACUCUACUGCCGAAGAAGCCCUGCAAGUCCAAGGCCAAGGGGCUAGUGCUGGGGGCUCUCUUAACCAGUUUCCUAUUGCUGCUGUACUCCUAUGUGGUACCUCCACUGUAUCCCAACUUGGCCUUCACGACCUCAGAGGCUGCAGCGCCCUGCUCCCCUGUCCCCAAUGAGCCAGUGGCAGCCACUCCCGCCAACGGCUCUGCCGGAGGGUGCCAACCUCGGCGGGAUAUUGUGUUCAUGAAGACGCACAAGACCGCCAGCAGCACGCUGCUCAACAUCCUCUUCCGCUUCGGCCAGAAGCAUGAGCUCAAGUUCGCCUUCCCCAAUGGCCGCAACGACUUCCACUACCCAUCGUACUUCGCACGAAGCCUGGUGCAGGACUACCGGCCAGGGGCAUGCUUCAAUAUCAUCUGCAACCACAUGCGCUUCCACUACGAGGAGGUGCGCGGGCUGGUGCGGCCGGGUGCUACCUUCAUCACGGUCAUCCGCGACCCCGCUCGUCUCUUCGAGUCCUCCUUCCACUACUUUGGGUCCGUGGUGCCGCUCACUUGGAAGCUGUCGAGUCGCGACAAGCUGGCUGAGUUCCUGCAGGAUCCCGAUCGCUACUACGACCCAAGCAGCUACAACGCGCACUACCUCCGUAACCUGCUCUUCUUCGACCUGGGCUACGACAGCAGCCUGGAUCCGGGCAGCCCGCGCGUGCAGGAGCACAUCCUGGAGGUGGAGCGCCGCUUCCACCUGGUGCUGCUGCAGGAGUACUUCGACGAAUCCCUGGUGCUGCUCCGGGAGCUGCUGUGCUGGGACCUGGAGGACGUGCUGUACUUCAAGCUCAACGCGAGGCGCGACUCGCCGGAGCCGCGGCUCUCAGGCGAGCUGUACCGCCGAGCCACCGCCUGGAACCUGCUGGAUGUGCGUCUCUACCGCCACUUCAACGCCAGCUUCUGGCGAAAGGUGGAGGCCUUCGGGCGCGAGCGCAUGGCGAGCGAGGUAGCCAAGCUGCGCCGAGCUAACGAGCACAUGCGCAGCAUCUGCAUAGAUGGCGGCCAAGCGGUUGAUGCGGAGGCCAUCCAGGACUCCGCCAUGCAGCCCUGGCAGCCCCUGGGCAUCAAGUCCAUCCUGGGUUACAACCUCAAGAAGAGCAUCGGGCCACAACACGAGCAGCUCUGCCGGCGCAUGCUCACGCCCGAGAUCCAGUACCUGUCUGACCUUGGUGCCAAUCUCUGGAUCACCAAGCUCUGGAAGUUCUUUAGGGACUUUCUAAGAUGGUGAUGUACUCGGCCCACCUCCUGUUUGGCUUCCUACUGCAGAAAGGCCGGGCAGGGAAACUUUGGCACCUAGCCCUCCCCAGCCACGCCUAGUGCCAUCUGGGGUCCCUAGGGUCAUAGCUAUCCGAGACUGGUCUCUCUGCACGAGAGGGCCUAACUGAGAGGUAUUUAACUAAUUAUGGCAUUUUAAAAAAAUUUAAAUCCCCUUUAUCUCCAGCCUCUACUUACAAGGGGAGACUCAGAAGUAAAGAAAUUUUAUGCGUUUUUUUGUUAA
Rattus norvegicus (Norway rat) is the source of this 10224-nucleotide messenger RNA. RefSeq names its product galactose-3-O-sulfotransferase 1 (gene Gal3st1). Gene Ontology annotation, cellular component: Golgi membrane; membrane. NCBI's taxonomy places the organism in Eukaryota, Metazoa, Chordata, Mammalia, Rodentia, Muridae. Gene Ontology annotation, molecular function: galactose 3-O-sulfotransferase activity; galactosylceramide sulfotransferase activity. The record is from RefSeq and is a predicted model, not a curated record. Gene Ontology annotation, biological process: galactosylceramide metabolic process; glycolipid biosynthetic process; sphingolipid metabolic process.